AUGAAGUUGUUCAUCGUCGUACUCCUUGUGUUCAGUUGUCUCCAAUUAAUCUCUGCUGACAUCUACUGUAAUGAUCGUGGAAUCUGUACUGGAAGUGGGAGAGCAGCUGAGGAUACUCGAUGUGGAAACUGUCAUUCGUGUACUUUCAAGAACUGUUGUCAUGUUCGAUUCACCAAUCCAUACACGAAAUGCGAUAUUCCCGGAUGGCGUUCCGAUGUUUACAAGACUGUGAAUGGAAAAUAA
Molecule: messenger RNA, 243 nt
Organism: Caenorhabditis remanei
Lineage: Eukaryota; Metazoa; Nematoda; Chromadorea; Rhabditida; Rhabditidae
Exons: 1
Coding region: 1-243 (80 amino acids)
Source: RefSeq, a predicted model, not a curated record